AUGGGUGGGCUGUAUUUAGGUGGAGAUACUCAUGUAGUUAGAGUAGACUUUGGGUCAACGUUAAAGAAGAACAAUCUUGUUGAUGUAGUUAUCUCAGAAGGAUAUACUGAAAAUAUGGAUUCCUUUUCAUAUUUUYCAUCUGGGAUAGAAAGGAUUGAUAAGAAGGCACUGGAUAAGGAUGAAGAUUUUGAGGAAUGGGAAACCUUGAGGGGUUGUGGAAAGACAACAAGAGACAUCUAUGUCGUGAGAAGUGAUGACCCAAAUCUUGAAGGGUUUAAGAGUACUGGUGUUGUGUAUGAUGAUUCAGAUGAUGAAUCUGAUAAUGAUAGUGACARAGAGGAUAGUGAGUCCGAGAAAGAAGUAAAAGGAGUUCAAUAUUAUGCAGAUAAUGAUGAGUUAGUUGGACAACAUAGUCCAUUCCACAUAGAACAGCUUACAACACACCAGAAUUUGACAAUGCACUAG
Molecule: messenger RNA, 465 nt
Organism: Arabis nemorensis
Lineage: Eukaryota; Viridiplantae; Streptophyta; Magnoliopsida; Brassicales; Brassicaceae
Source: the annotation of a GenBank genome assembly